Messenger RNA from Aureococcus anophagefferens, 396 nucleotides. RefSeq lists its product as hypothetical. NCBI's taxonomy places the organism in Eukaryota, Pelagophyceae, Pelagomonadales, Pelagomonadaceae. The transcript has a single exon. The annotation marks the transcript as partial. The record is from RefSeq and is a predicted model, not a curated record. Gene Ontology annotation, molecular function: calcium ion binding; calcium-dependent protein serine/threonine phosphatase regulator activity.
CGGCGCGACAUCGACCGCAUGCACGGUCUCUUCAACCGCAUCGACCGCGACAAGAGCGGCUGCAUCUGCUACUUCGAGUUCCUCAUGCACCUCGACCUCGACAAGAGCCCCUUUGUGGAGAAGGCGUUCAUGCUCGCGAACGUCGACAGCGCGGACAACAUGGACUUUGCCGAGUUCGUCGGCUCGCUCUAUGUUUAUUGCACGCUGUCCUGGGACACGCUGGUCAAGUACGCCUUCGACGUCUGCGACGUGGACCGGAGCGGCGUCCUCGAGGUGCGGGAAGUGGAGGAGCUCGUCCGGUCCGUCUACGGGAAGGCGUUGGACGCGCGCGUGGAGCAGCUGUUGCGGGUCAUGGACAGCGACUGCGACGGGACGAUCUCCUUCGACGAGUUCCGC